AUCCGCUUUGUCUCUCUGCGUGUCGGAACGCGACAAGACUUCUCUCAAGCGCGUCAGGGGCGUCAAGACAUUCCUGGGCGAACUCGAGGUGCACAGGCGUUGUUUCUGACGCGUCCCCUGCCUCUCUUUCGACUCCACACCCUCUCGCUUCUCUCUCUGUUCUCGGACUGUUGAAGCCCCUGGCGGUGGUGGCCGUUCUGACUCUCCCGAGUUCCUCCUGUGCGCGCGCAUGCAGGGCGUUUCUCUGCGUCUGCUCGCUUCGAGGAGACGCAGGACCGGAACGGCGCGCGCCUGCUGCCCCUCCGCCGCCGACGGUCAACAGGGAGAGAGACAAGGAACAUGAGCUCGUUGCCUGAAGCGACUGACACCGACUAUACCGGUAUGCGCCUGACUGUUGUGUCGGACAAGCUGUAACAAAGGUCUCCGCAACGGAACUUUUUGACGCGACAGAGGAGGUACACCCUGUACAGGGACUGCUGAUCACGUCCUUCUGCUGGUUAGUGUGCAUCCAAGUUGAGACUCGUGGCUCGACUUGGCAGACUCGAACUUCGCGGCUCGACUUGGGCAGUGUCAACCUGAAGCGGCAGUCCAGCUCGUAGUGUAGAGUCCCCAGAAAAGGUUCUGAGGAGUCCUGCCCUGAGUAAAGAACCACGUGAUACAGCAGGCAGCAUCUUAACUUAUCGUCCGGCUGCUGCUUCUCUGAUUCGAUGUGGAACGCCCGCAACAAUGCGCAAGGUCUUUCUGAAGUAUGCCUCUCGCUAGAGCGAUUCCUGGAAGAGUGUCUGGAGACGAAGGCCGUUGCAAGUUCCAGACUCAAAUGUGUUGACUGCGACUUUUCCAAAACUCGCAGUUUCCAGGACACAGAGAGGGCACAAACCCGACGCGCGGUGUGGGUACGAGUCCGCGCACAAGGCGAGAGUUGAAAUACACCGACUGCUGUCUCCUGGUGUAACAGAGAUUCUACGAGGAACGGCCAACGCGUCGUAACGCCUGUAGACGAAUCGACAGAUUUCCUGGACGGCAUCGAGUGCCCGUUCCACUUUCUCCGUUUCGUUCGCCUCCACGACCCGCGAGUCGACGCUCUCUUGAUCGAGGAACUUCUUUUCAAACGGCGAACUGGAUACGUCUCAGCGACCGCGCCAAGGCUCCACGUGCAUGCAAACGUCUGGCGGUGGCGACCUGUGAGUCUUUGCUGAGAGGCGAAAAGGCGUCUGCAUGCCACGACGAGACGCCCGGCUGACUCUGGAAAGCGGAGGCGUCAGUCCGCGCCGCCAGGGCGGCUCGAGAACACAGCCUGUCAGGGCCGAUUGAAAUAGGCUCGAGAGACGCCUGCAGCCGUGUUUCAGAUUGGAGAAUUCAGAGGCGUCCUCACUCCUUCUCGACGCCCGCCUCCGCCUUCUCGGCUGUACGUACACCGCGGCGUCCCGCGACGCACGCCGCGCUGCCUCUCCGACAGCUGUGGCAUGCGUACAUCCUCUCUGCGGCUUUCGAAGGCGUCGCUCCCACCAUGGCAGACCGAGAAGAGUCCGCGGACGGAGAAACAGAGAACGACUCUGCGUCCGCUGUGUCUGCAACAACUCUUGCGGCUGGCACCUCUUCUUCGAGACAAGUUGAAGUGCUACUUCAUCCGGUGGUUCUCUUCGAAAUUUCGCAUCACUGCGUGCACCACUUCGCCUUGAAAGAAAGAUGGCGACAGGGGCAACAUGUCUCGGAGCUCGAGGAGGACUCGGCUGUCCUCUGCGGAGGCAUUCUGGGCGACCGCACAACAGCCCAGCAGGUCCACUUCCGCGCGUCCUUUCCGCUGCCGUCCCCUCGACCUCGACCUGGAGAAGACUCGGGGGAGACUUGCAUGCGCGUCGCACCGCUGGACCUGGAGUUCUGCAGAAAGCGCACACAGCAGCUUAUCGCCACGAAUCCUGGCCUCACACUCCUCGGCUUCUACGUCGUCUGCUCCGACGUCCACGCGCCUCUCGCCCUGCAUGCAGAACUCGCUGCACAGCUCGCAGCGCUCGGGGCAGGCUUCGCCCUGCUCUUCGACCCGACAGCUCUCAGCCAGCCGUCGGGCCUGCAUGCAGCGACGUGCAAGUUCGCCGAGGUGUACAGGGUCGCGGACACUGCAUGCGCGGCCUCAGGCUCUCUGCGCAAAGCUCCAAUGGAGAUUGCCAUGGAUGAAGUGGAACGAAUCGUUCUGGAUCACAUCGUCAACGAAGGCGCAGCCGCUGGCGCCAAGGCUGAGACAGCCGAGCGCCGGUACCAGCUGCAAGUGGCGCGGCAGCUGCGGGCGGUAGAGGAAUUGCUCAGACGAACAGAAGACUUGAAAGCCUACGUAGCUCGAGUGCGAGCAGGCGCUCUGCCUCGCAACGAGGCCCUCCUCCGGUCUGUCAUGUCUCUCUGCCGCACAUUGUCUACGUGUAAAUCUCUUCCGUCUCCUGUUCAUCUACCGUCCUCUUCCUCGCUUUCUCCCUCCUCUUCGUCUUCUUCCUGGCCUUCUCCCUCGUCUUCUUCCCCUUUGCCUUCUUCUUCUUCUUCCUCUUCCUCGUCUUCUUCCUCUUCCUCGUCUUCUUCCUCUUCCUCGUCUUCUUCCUCUUCCUCGUCUUCCUCGCUCUCGCUUCACGGGUCGAAGCAGGUUGCGACGUCUCCUGGCGUUGCGGAGCCGCUGGUGGCGUCGAUGGAUGCAGAUGCACCUGGAGAGAGCGGGGGCUGUUCUCCUUCGAUCGGCGACUGUGAAAGCGUGUCUGAGAUGUUGCGCGACCUCUCGUUCCUUUCCAAGGGGCAACGCACAGAGGGCGCUGAGGACGCGAGUCGCGACAUCGUUAUGUCUCAGUUGGCGGUGCUUCUAGCGUCCUUGACUGAGACCGUCGGCGUCGCGAGCAGAACCCACGAAAAGCUUCUCUUGGCGCAAGCGCCGCGUCCGUCUGCGCCUUCAGAAAGUGAAAGACGCCGCAAGCACGAGGCUUGGUGAUUCAAGGUCUGCUCAACUCUCUCCAAGUUCCACAAAGAGGCUGCUGAAACGCCUCUGGCGUUCCUUCUCUCCGCACCGUCCCUCUCGCGUGGACAGCCUUCUCUGUCUCUUGCGAAUCGGUACUUGCGCAGACCCCGGCUUACGUACACCUGCCCACGUAUACGUUCUUCAUGACGUCAACAUCCACACCCAUACCCGCAUGCACAACAAACAGAUGAAAAAAAUGCAGCCAUGUUUCUAUGCAUGUAUAUAGGUAUACAUAUGUAUAAAGGGAGAUGUGCCCGUACAUACACACAUACACACAUAUACACAUACGCAUACGUAAGGCGUUUCUCAGUUCUCUGUUUUGUGUGGGUGUCGACGGUUUCCAAAGGAGACAGAUGUAUUCACGCUAACGGAGGUUUCGAGAGUCGGUCGCCUCCGACAUUUCGUCGUUCCUCUCUUGGCGGAGGUUCGCGCGGACGAGGAAGGGCGUCAGAACUCGGCUGAGCAAAAUCAACAAGAGAUGAAGGAGAGAAAGGACCAAGAAUGACGUCAGAGUGCCUCGUUUUUCCGAUGAAAAUCGUUUGCCACAUGAAACUUCACUUGUUCAUACAGCUGUGCUGCGGC
Molecule: messenger RNA, 3571 nt
Organism: Toxoplasma gondii ME49
Lineage: Eukaryota; Apicomplexa; Conoidasida; Eucoccidiorida; Sarcocystidae
Exons: 9
Coding region: 1508-2962 (484 amino acids)
Cellular component (GO): COP9 signalosome
Source: RefSeq, a predicted model, not a curated record